Molecule: messenger RNA, 333 nt
Organism: Cantharellus anzutake
Lineage: Eukaryota; Fungi; Basidiomycota; Agaricomycetes; Cantharellales; Hydnaceae
Exons: 2
Coding region: 1-333 (110 amino acids)
Source: RefSeq, a predicted model, not a curated record
AUGGCUUCAUCAUUAAUCUUCUCCUCUUCGACCUCCUCAACCUCUUCUACCGCCCCAUCCUCACCUAGUUCGACCGCUUCCAACAUUGAUCUCUCUCAACAACUCGUUUUCGCCUAUUCGUUCGCUUUGGCAGAGCACACUAGACGACAAUUGAGAGAUGCGUAUAGGCAAGCGGAGUUGGCAGCGGCUGAGAGGGCGAAAAGAGGGGUACCCGUUUCGAUGAAGAUGCCUAUUAUUCCGCCUCCACCGAACGCUACUGGUACCAUCGUCGCUGGUGCCACUACUACUGGUCGAAGUAUCACGACGACUACUACUACUAUGCGCGCUCACUAA